Oryzias melastigma (Indian medaka) is the source of this 1795-nucleotide messenger RNA. It is a transcript of the gene smg9, whose product is annotated as SMG9 nonsense mediated mRNA decay factor. Gene Ontology annotation, biological process: nuclear-transcribed mRNA catabolic process, nonsense-mediated decay. The coding region runs from base 198 to 1718 and encodes 506 amino acids. The transcript has 13 exons. The record is from RefSeq and is a predicted model, not a curated record. Lineage: Eukaryota; Metazoa; Chordata; Actinopteri; Beloniformes; Adrianichthyidae.
CCGGUUAUUUUGAGCCGGCUAAAAUCUAAUUCCGUCUUUUUACAGCCUAUUUUGUUUUCAGAAUUAGUGUGGCAAGAUUUUCUUAGUUUUAGCUUUCAGAAUACUCCAGUUUAAAUUAGGCAAUUUGAGCCUUCCUUCAUAUAUUAUCCAUCUCAAUUCAUUUUACAUAUUUACUAUAAAUUUAGAAACACCGAAAAAUGUCGGAGUCUGGACAUAGCCAGCCCGGUAUGUACGGACCAGGACGGCGAAGAAGGCGACGGCGAGGGGAACGAGACAUUGGACCUCCAGGCCAGAACCUGUCCGGCCCCAGCCGGGAUCGGGAAUACCAACAAAGAGAACGGAGGGACGGGAGCGAGGAUCCUCCGGGUCCUCUGAUUCAGAAGACUCCUAUUAUUCUUGCUAAACCUCCCGGAGACAGGGCUAAACCACCACAGAACACAUCCACUACUGGGGCUCCAGUCCUGGAGAAGCCAAUCAUGCUGAUGAAAGCCAGAGAUGAGGGAGGCAAGCCGGGGACACCUCAGGAGACGGCACCUCAGCCCUCUGGUCCUGGACCAUCCAAGAUGGAGAAGGAAGGCCAGCGACCCACACAGCCAGUCUAUCAGAUCCAAUACAGAGGAAUGGGUCCCUCUGCAUCCAGCAGCGCUGUGGAUCCUAUGGUUGGGCAGGCCAAACUGCUUCCUCCAGAGAAGAUGAAGCACAGCAUCAAGCUGGUGGACGAUCAGAUGAACUGGUGUGAUAGCGCCAUGGAGUAUUUAAGAGACCAGACAGACAUGCUGGUGGUGGGAGUCAUUGGCCUGCAGGGAAGUGGGAAAUCUACAAUCAUGUCUCUGUUAUCUGCUAACACACCUGAGGAAGAUCAAAGGAGUUACGUGUUCAGGGCCCAAAGUCAGGAAAUCAAGGAAAGAGGAGGAAAUCAGAGUACAGGCAUUGAUUUCUUCAUCACACAAGAGAGAGUCAUCUUCUUGGACACUCAGCCAAUGCUGAGCCCAUCUAUCCUGGAUCACCUUAUCAACAACGACCGAAAGCUGCCUCCGGAGUACAACCUGCCUCAUACGUAUGUGGAGAUGCAGUCUCUUCAGAUUGCUGCCUUCCUGUUCACUGUGUGUCAUGUUGUGAUAGUGGUCCAAGAUUGGUUCACGGAUUUAAACCUGUACAGGUUUCUCCAAAGUGCUGAGAUGCUGAAGCCUUCCACUCCCUCUGCAAGCCACGACAGCUCUGGCUCCUCAGGGAGUGAUGACGGCACGGAGUACUAUCCCCAUAUAGUCUUCCUUCAGAAUAAAGCCAGGCGGGAAGAUUUCUGCCCCCGAAAUCUGAAGAACAUGCACAUGGUGGUGGACAAACUGAUGGCACACUCUCAUCUUAAAUACAAAGGUACACUAUCGAUGCUGGACUGCAACAUCUUUCCAGGCCUUGGACAUGACUUUCUGACCACAGAGGUCAACAUGUUUCUGCUUCCUAUGCAAGAAGGUGAUGGAGAGGAUCACCUGACUAAAGCAGGAACAUACCCUCUUUUUUCCCUGCUGCCCGGGUACAGAGGACACCCCACGUACUCCUACAUGGUUUCGAAACUUCGCAGCCAAAUCCUCGCCAUGCCUCGCUCUCAGCUGUCGCACACCAUUCUGACGGAAAAGAACUGGUUUCACUAUGCUGCUCGGAUCUGGGAUGGUGUAAAGAAGUCUUCUGCCCUGUCAGAGUAUAGCCGCCUCCUCUGCUAGGACUUGGCUUCAGCUGCUGUACAUAUUGUACAUUUUUAUAUCUGAUAAUAAAGAGAAGAGUGAGCUUGAGAGCUAAA